ACUCCCGAGUAGAAAGAUCGGUUGUGCGAACGCGAGGCGCCUGUGGCAUGGCGAAGAGAGCUUUGGCGCUAGCGAGAGGAAGAGAGCGGCUCUCUCUGCUAGGACGGCGCUUGUUCGACUGAAUUAAGGAAGAGGCGAGAGCAGCAGCAGCAUCAGCAGGAAAAGCCAAGUCGAGAGGAGAAGAGAAGGAGGAGAAGGAAACAGCAGUGGCGGCAGCGGCGGCGGCUAUGGCAGCGCUGGUGGUGGUCGCUACCUCGCUCGCUACCAGACAGGGACAGAGAGAGACUGACACCGAGGCGCCACCUGCAGGCCUCGCGGCAAAGGAGAGACGGGGAGAUUUAUUAUCGCAUGGUAAAAGAAGAACGAUAACCGCUUGAAAUCGCUGGAAGUUUCCAUUCUCGAAAAGUAGACAAUUCCAGGGUCGUUCGCGGGAGAGAUUGACACCGACGGAACUGCGCGAACGAGUGACGUACGAAGUGUACACAAGAAUACUCUCUCACACACCUCAGAAAUACACGGAAUUAGUACUGUUCUUUCCUCAUGUAGAGUGAUUGCGAUAUACGUAUGGGACAGACAAUAUACCUCGUGGCUACUCAUUCACAGUCCGAGCGCAGGACUCCGGCAACGAACACCAACGAGGGGAUACGUAUUCUUUGAAGCAGACUCUGUAACGUUUCUACAGUAAAAAUGAAGUACCUUUUUAUACUGCUAGUCUCAAUUCUUGUAAUACAAAAUUCUGUUGCUCCACCUGUUACUAAGGACAAAAAGGAUGAAGAAAAUGAAGUUGAAGAUAAGGAAGAACUGGCUAAUGAUCCUAUGAGGGUCAUGGAAUAUCACAGAUAUUUGAAAGAAGUAGUUCAAGCCCUGGAAAGCGAUCCAGAUUUUCGUGCAAAGCUAGAAAAAGCUGAGGAAAAUGAUAUUCUGAGCGGAAAGAUUGCUGAUGAGUUAGAACACGUGAAUCAUAAUGUUAGAACAAAAUUAGAUGAGUUGAAAAGGACCGAACUUGAAAGACUGAGACACUUAGCCAUAAAUCAAUAUGAACUAGAGCAUGGUAUUGAUAGACACCAUCUGAAAAUUCCUGAGCAUGUGGACCACAACAACCCUCAUACCUUUGAGAUAGAUGACUUAAAAAAACUCAUUGCUAAGACGACAAAAGACUUAGAUGAAGCUGACAAAAAACGACGAGAGGAGUUCAAAGAGUAUGAAAUGCACAAAAAGUUUGAGCAAGAGGAAAAACUGAAAACUCUGAGUGAAGAAGAAGCAAAGAAGUUUGAAAAUGAAAUUCAUGAUUUGGAGAAAAAACACAAAGAACACGAACCAUUGCAUCAUCCUGGCAGUAAAAAACAGUUAGAAGAAGUCUGGGAAAAACAAGACCAUAUGGAACAACAAUUCGAUCCUAGGACCUUCUUCUUUUUACAUGAUUUGGAUGGAAAUGGUGUUUGGGAUCAGAAUGAGUUAAAAGCUCUUUUUAUUAAAGAGCUUGAUAAACUCUAUGCUGAAGGACAUCCAGAAGAUGAUCUUGUUGAAAGAGCAGAAGAAAUGGAAAGAAUGCGAGAGCAUGUCAUUAAAGAAGCUGAUUUAAAUAAAGAUGGACUCAUAAGUUAUGAAGAAUUCUUAAAUGAAUCCAAAAAAGCUGAAUUUGAACAAGACCCAGGGUGGAAACCAAUUGAUGAGCAGCAAAUUUAUUCCGAACAAGAAUAUGAGGAAUACAAAAGGCAAAAGGCUCGUGAAAUUGAACAAGCUAUAGCCAGAGGAAUGUCACAAGAACAUUAUCCUGCCGGACACCCCCAGGCUGGUCAUCAGCAGUUCCCGCCACAUCCGAACCAAGUACCGCAUCAAGAGCAGGCUCAAUAUAAUCAAAUUCCUCAAAAUCAGCAGCAACAGCAUCCCCAACAAGGUCAAUACAUAAAUCAGCAGCCGCAACAAGGCCACUUUAAUCAGAUGCCUCCUCAACAAGGUCAAUAUCAACAACAAGUGCCUCAUCAGCAAGCUCAAUUUGCCAAUCAGAUACCCCAGCAGCAGCAACAAUUCCAUCCGAAUCAGCAAAUACCACAACAACAAAACCAUCCACCACAAAAUCAACAAAUACCAGUCGGACAAAAUCAAUUCCAAGCUCAACAACAAUUUCAACAGGUUCCGGUAGCACAAAAUACUAAUCAGGUUCCUCAGCAGCAGUUCCAACAACAGAAUCAGCAACCUCCUGCAGGAAACAAUAUAAAUCAAGUUCCUCAACAAGUUCAACAAAAUCAACCAUCAGCUAAUGCUGCACACUUGUCCAACCAACAAAUUCCAGUAGCAACUGGUCAAAAUCAGCAAAAUACUCAGAAUCAAGUUCCUCAACAACAAACGCAUGAACAAAUAGCUUCUAUGAAUAAUGCUCAGAUACAUCAGAACUCACCGAAUACUGCCAAAGUUUAAAUAGAAACAAGACUCAUAACAUAAAAACUCUUGGACUUCCAAUAAAUUUUAUUUUAAAUCUUACAAUAUAUAAAACAAAACUGAACUAGUUUGACUUUGAAAAACAAAAAAUAAUCUGGUACUAACUUUCUCUACAGAAUGAACUUUUAAUUGACAAGGAAACUUCUUUUUAAAUAUUACGAAUUUUCAAAAGCAUAUCAUGAUAAUUGACUUGUGUGCGAUAAAUGAAUAAAUCCAUAAACUUUCGCUCAAAAUUAUAU
This is a messenger RNA of Nasonia vitripennis (jewel wasp), 2678 nucleotides long. It is a transcript of the gene NUCB1, whose product is annotated as nucleobindin-2. Lineage: Eukaryota; Metazoa; Arthropoda; Insecta; Hymenoptera; Pteromalidae. The coding region runs from base 688 to 2418 and encodes 576 amino acids. Gene Ontology annotation, cellular component: endoplasmic reticulum-Golgi intermediate compartment; extracellular exosome. Gene Ontology annotation, molecular function: calcium ion binding. The transcript is spliced from 12 exons. The record is from RefSeq and is a predicted model, not a curated record.